ACGGGAUAGCGAGGUAGGGGAGCUGUACUAAUGGCGGAGAACGUACGGUCGCCUUUUGAGUACCGGGAGCCACCGACCCUCGACAGCGACGGGGAUGGGAGCAAACCGCCUUUGCCGCCCCGGGGGAGGGGGUGUGUCAGGAAAAGGAAGGGUACCCCUGUGAAGGUGUGUGACCGGGCCUACGUGACAGAGGAUGAAGAGGAGGAGGAAGAGGAAAGUCUGUCUGAACACAGCUACAGUCCAGGUGAUGGACAGUACCCAGACGGAGCGGAGGACAGACUGCCUCCAACCGGAAGCCCUUACUACCUCGCCGACCCCUCCCAGCUCUGUGUGUCGGAGCUGGGCGAGGAGGGGGCGAGUGGAGUCCGGGGGCCAGUGCUCUUCCACCCCCCACCCAACUGUAGGAUCCGAGAGGUGCACUGCGGGAGUCAGGUGCGGCUGGUCGUCAUAGCGAUUCGAGACAUCGCCAAAGGGGAGGAGAUCACAGUGGACUACAGCCUGAUGGACUGGGGAGAGAACGCCAUGGAUGAAGAGCCUGGCCCCCACCCGCUGUCUCUCUCCGACUACCUCACCCCCUCCUGGUCCCUCUCCCCCUCCUCCUCCCCGCUAACCCACACUGAGCCCAGCGAUUCGGACCGAGAGGAGGAGGAGGAAGACGACGAUGACGACGAAGAAGAAGAGAUGGAGGAGUUGAGGGGCCGCAUGCUCCGCCGCCGAAAGAAGCGCAAAAUAGCCACCCCCCCCGUCACCGCCAAGAAGAAGAGUGUCGCCACCCCCAGGGCCGGACCAGGGCGCCCCUGCUCAUCCUCCUUCUCCCGGCUGGCUGCCUCCUCGACCUCGACCCCAACCGUGGCCCAGACCCCGUCUCAGCCCGCCACUCCACUGGCGCCUCCCACCACCAACAUCAACAACAACAUCAACAUAAACAUCGGCAGCUCCAGCGGGGCCACUGUCAGCCGACGGCAGCACUGCCCCUACUGCGGCCGCCACUACCGCUCUCUGGCACGCCACCUGGAGAAACACCAUGCCAACCAGCCAGAGGUCAGGGCUGCCAUGGAGCUAUCCGCACUCCACACACACCCUUCCUCCUCUACCUCCUCCUCGCACGGCCACAUCUUCGCCUCCCCCCAGCCCUCCUCUUCCUCUACUCCCGCCCCUCCCCCUCUUUUCUCCAGGGAGAGAGAGAGGGAUGCGGUGGCCGCUCGAAGUUCCUCGGGGGCGGUCUCCUUUUCACUCUCGCUCUCCCCACCCUCGGCUUCUCAGUCGGCCGCGGCCAAAAAAGCCUCCAACGUAUCGGCUCAGACGCCCAAGCCAGGCUCCGCCCCUGCAGUGGCCCCGGUGAAAAGUCCUCCCACAUCCACGCCACCCAGGAGGGGCCGCAAGCCGAAGAGAGAGAAGGAGGAGCAGCAGAAAGCGGAGGAGUCCAUCAGGAGCAAAGAGGAAGAGAUUCCUCCACCUCCUACCCCCAAACCGGAGGAAGAAGAGCUGGAUGAGGAGCUGAGUGGAGCGGGGACCGUAGCUAGUCCUGGGGACUGGAGUACACAGCUGGCUAGUUCCCACAGACACCACAUGCCCCCUCUCCUCUCUUCCCUCUCCUGCCUGGUGCUCUACCUGAGCCGGCAGCAGCACUCUUCCUUCUUGUCUCUCACUCGCUCCCCCAGUUCGGCUGAGGCCUGGCGCCUCCUCUGCCAUUCCAGCCUGGCGCUGCUCAUCCUCUACAACCGCCACCGAGAGUGUGAAGUGGCCAAGCUCACCACCCAGGACUACCACAACCGCACCACCCCCCCAAGCCCCACCCUGACCCAGGCUAACUCGGCCAACACCCCCCCCACAGGCAUGGAGGCCAUCCUCUCCCCCUUCGAGCAUCAGGUCCUCUGCCACCUCCCCCGAGCAGGUGUGCUGGGCAAGCGGGGUCGCAUCCAGCCCCUCAUCCUGCCCCCGCACUGCGAGUCCUGCCUGGAGCUGCUCCUUCAGACCUCCUCCAACGUGGGCGUCGACCCCCACAGCCCCUACGUCUUCUCCCGGCCCUUCCAUUCGCCCGCCACGCCGCUCCGGGGCACCGACCUACUGCGCAACCUGGCGCGGGCCAGCGGCGCCAAGAACCCCCGGGCGUUGACCCAGACACGGGCGCGCCAGCAGGUAGCCAUUCUCACCCAGCUACUGCUCCUGGAGGAAGGUGAGGGGCAGGGCCAGCCGGGCGGGGCUGCCGCCAAGCGCCUGGAAGACUUCCUGCAGAGGGAGUACCACGUGACCCAGAGCUGCGCCACGAUAGGCCGAGACCCGGCGCUGAUGGGCCGGGUGGGCAGGGUGGUGAUCUAUGGGGAAAAAGAGGGGGUCCUCUUCAGAGGGAUGAGUCUGCAGCACAUCUGUCUGGAGCUGGAUGUGAUGUCAGGAAACUCUGCGGACUCCUUCUCAGACGACUCGGACGUGGAGGCAGAGAAGGUUAAGGAGAAGGUUAAGGAGAAGGUUAAAGAGAAGGUUAAGGAGAAGGUGGAGGAGAAGGAGAAGGUGGGGGAGGUGAAGAAGCAACCAGGUCAACCCCCCAGCAAGAAUAAAGCCCCCACUCCCUCCUUGGUCAACCCCUCGCUCCCUGGUGCCCACAAGAGGAGGAUCAUUCAGCCCAAGUCCGGGAAGCGUGGGGUGCUGAAGCGGCCCUGGUCGGAGGCGGAGCGCAUCGCCGUGGAGACGCACCUGAAGAGGAACAUCAUGGAGCAGCGCGUGCCAGCCAAGGCGGACUGCGAGCGCUGCCUGCAGCUCUGUCCCCUGCUGGUCAGCAACCAGCGUGACUGGAGAGCCAUCAAGUUCUACUGUCACAACCGCAUCCAGCUACUGAAGAAGCAAGGCAGGAGGGAGAGGGCAGGGAACUCUGUUAGAUAGAGAGCGAGAGAACUGACUUCAACCAUCUGGAGUGACCCUAUUCUAGUCCUGGAGAAGUGCAGUCUGUUUGUUUUUCGUCCGAUUUUACCUGACCUCUGACCUGACCUUAGAGGUCGUUCCUGGGACUAGGUGUGCACUAUCAGUCCUAGCCCUGUAGCCCAGUAAUGCAGUGUUGUCUUCAUCAAGAGUCAAGGAGAGAAUUAACUGGGAUUAGUUGAAAUGUCUCCUCUGACCAGGGGACAUAUCCACAUAGUGUCUCAAAAGGGUCUAGGAAUCCUGUUAAAACCGAGUUUUUAAGACAAAAAAAACCCCUCCCAGCUCACAGUAGGUUUUAUGAUGUUAAGACACUGAACAGACAAACUCUGAACCAGGAGGAACAUCAACUCCUAAAAAGGUUCAUCUCAGCUGGUCGUCACGACAGUUUGAGGUACCGCAAAGGAAAGAUGGUGAUGAGUCUCAUCGUUGUACAUUAUUGGAAAUAACCAAUCACGAAGAGGCAUGGCCAGCUGUGAACUGUAUAGCACGUUUUCAGACACCCAGAUGAACUUGACUUUACAUCAAAUGUUGCAAUGGUAAAACACUUGAUAUAAUUUGCCUGACACGAUCAAUUUGCCUAACUCCUAAUUAUUGCCUAAUAUGUUGGCAUGCAUAACCUUCUUUUUUAAACUUUUUUUUUUAACC
Molecule: messenger RNA, 3558 nt
Organism: Oncorhynchus gorbuscha (pink salmon)
Lineage: Eukaryota; Metazoa; Chordata; Actinopteri; Salmoniformes; Salmonidae
Exons: 8
Coding region: 31-2877 (948 amino acids)
Molecular function (GO): protein binding
Source: RefSeq, a predicted model, not a curated record